Molecule: messenger RNA, 5727 nt
Organism: Topomyia yanbarensis
Lineage: Eukaryota; Metazoa; Arthropoda; Insecta; Diptera; Culicidae
Exons: 2
Coding region: 1-5727 (1908 amino acids)
Biological process (GO): DNA integration
Molecular function (GO): nucleic acid binding
Source: RefSeq, a predicted model, not a curated record
AUGGAGCAGAACAAAGGGACCGAUCCACAGGUACAAUACGACUGUGUUAUUUGCAAUUGCCCUGACCAUGUGGAAGAUAUGGUGGCAUGCGAUACAUGCCAGUUGUGGUUUCACUACAGCUGUGCCAAGGUGGAUGCAAGUAUUAAAACUCGCCAUUGGCUUUGCGAAUCCUGUGGACCCCUUGACGAUUCCGAACAGUCGGGAAGACCGACCAGAACGAAGAAAAAGGUCGAACAAUUGAAGCUUUUAAAGGUGCCAGCCGGCUCGGAGAAGACAUCUGGCAAAUCUAUAGCAGGAAGCAAAACUAGCUCUAGGAAAAUUAAAAAUAUUGUAGUGGACGAGCGAGCCAGCGUCAGUUCUAGUGUGCGUGCCCGCCUAGAGCUCGAACUGGGAAUCAUAGAAGAACAGCAAAAACUUCAAGAACUUGAAUUGUCAGCGGAAAAGGAAAUGAGGGACCUUGAACGAGCUCAAGAGAAAUUGAUGAAGGACCAGGAAUUAGCUAUUGAGGUGAAAAGGUUGGCUGAAGAAAGAGCGUUUCAGGAACAAAAGUUGGCCGAGGAGCGAGAAUUUCGAAAAAAACAGAUGGAAGUACGGAAGCAGUCAAUAGAGGAUAAAGCAAAAAUUGUUCGCCAGUUGUCCCAAUACGGGAGCAGUAAAGGUAGCAUCGGACCUAGCGAACCAAACUCAGAUGAAAAAGUAGAAGCAUGGUUGCGGCGCACGGUACAGAAGAAUCCUGAAGCAGGACAGAAAUCUAAAACGGUACACCGCAAUGGUUCCCCGAAUCUGGUUGAACAACAUCCCGGAUCACCUUUACUCACCGGGAACCUUCUCUGCCCUACAUUGGAGGAUCGUGCAGCUCCGAAUUCGCCAGACGUCUCUGAGUGCGUACCACUCGAUAGAAUCGAUGGGAAGAUGCAAUCAAACGUUUUCAAUGACUUCACUCCGCUGCCCUUUCCGAACAAGAUCGUGAUGCAAACGACAAAUGAACGCGAGGAAGGUCCAUCAAGCCGUCAGAUCGCCGCGCGCCAGGUGAUGGGAAAGGAUCUUCCUACAUUUUCCGGUGACCCUGAAGAGUGGUCGAUUUGGAUUAGUAAUUUUGAGCGCUCUACUGUAACGUGCGGAUUCUCCCAGGAUGAAAAUCUUAUACGGUUGCAACGAAGCCUUAAAGGGCAAGCUUUGGAGACCGUUCGUAGUCGGCUUCUAUCUCCCGCCGGUGUACCACACGUGAUUAAAACCCUACAGAUGAGAUAUGGUCGUCCAGAAAUACUGAUUCGUACGAUGAUAGAGAAGAUACGUUUAUCGCCGUCACUUGAAAUAAACGAUUUGGAAAGUGUUAUCGAGUUCGGAAAUGCGGUGGACAACUUGGUAGAACAUUUAAAAAAUGCUAAGCAACAUGUACACUUAUCCAACCCUGCACUCCUGCACGAUCUUGUAGCGAAGCUACCCGUUGAUUACCGGUUAAAAUGGUCUGCAUUCAAAGGAUCAACAUCGGAGGCUAAUUUGAAUACUUUUGGUGCCUUCAUGACUGCUUUAGUGGAACUUGCAUAUGAGGUAGCCGAUGACCUUCCAACAGGAGAAGGAAACAAUACACGACCAAAAAAGCAAGCCUUUGUCCAAACUCAUACCGAUGCUGUGAAAUCCGUUUACUGUACGGAAAAUGAUCAAAAUAAUACGUCAGAACGAUCACCGAAGAAAACUUGUAUUGUUUGCAAAUCCGACGGACAUAGGGUCGCUGAUUGUUUUAGAUUUAAAUCAUUAACGCUGGACGAGAGAUUGAAGGUUGUGCAUCAGAGCAUGUUAUGCAGAACGUGCCUUAAUUACCACGGUAGAUGGCCCUGCAAGACAUGGAAAGGCUGUGGAAUUGAAGGCUGUAGACUGCGCCAUCAUACCCUAUUACACCCAGCGGCGGUGCAUACUGCUGUAUCCACGAGUCAUCGCGACCAGCUUGACCGUGAUGGUGGUCCAAUAUUUAGAAUUCUCCCAGUGACACUUUUCGGUAAAACUCAUCCAAUUACCAUUUUUGCGUUCAUCGAUGAAGGAUCUCAGCUAACGUUAUUGGAAGAAGAAGUUGCAAAACACCUUGAAAUUGAUGGUAUACUUGAGCCACUAAAUCUGCAAUGGACUGGUAAUGUUAAGCGGUACGAGUCAGAUUCCCGUCGUGUUACAGUUGAUAUUACUGGGAGCAAUACAUCAAAGCGUUUCAAGUUAUCAGAUGCUCGAACAGUAGGAAGGUUGCUUCUCCCGUCGCAAACAAUGUGCUAUCAUGAGUUAGCGGCAAAAUUUCCGCAUCUUCGAGGACUUCCGUUAAACGAUUACGACAAAGUGGAACCAAAGCUUUUGAUCGGUCUCGACAACCUGAAGCUCACUGUCCCACUGAAAGUUAGAGAAGGAGGAUGGCAUGAUCCGAUAGCUACAAAAUGUCGCUUGGGUUGGAGUAUAUAUGGUUGCUCUCAAAUCGUAACUGGACGAGUCGUCAGUGGAGUUCACGUUGCGGAGAAAACCCAACCUGAUAAAGAGCUCAAUGAGCUAGUUCGUGAAUUUUUGACGGUGGACAAUGCCGUAGUUACUUGUCCAUCGCUUAUUAUCGAGUCGGAUGAUGAUAAACGAGCAAGGAUUUUGUUGAAAAGCUUAACUAAAAGGAUCCCAUCAGGCUUCGAGACUGGGCUGCUGUGGAAGGAAAAUGAUAUACGUUUUCCCCAUAGCUACGGAAUGGCUUAUCGGCGUCUUCAAUCUUUGGAGAAAAAACUUGGUAAGGACCCUCAACUGUACGACUGCGUUCGUCAACAAAUCAUCGAGUACCAAGAUAAAGGAUAUGCACAUAAAACUUCGUGUCGUGAGUUGUCCACCACCAGAUCUGAAAACACCUGGUAUCUACCACUAGGAGUGGUGGUAAACCCGAAGAAACCCAACAAGGUUCGUCUGAUUUGGGACGCUGCAGCGAAAGUAGAAGGAGUGUCGUUAAACUCGGCUUUGUUAAAGGGACCGGAUAUGAUAGCUUCACUGCCAGUAGUACUGAGUCAAUUUCGUUUGUACCGUUAUGCUUUGGCAGCUGACAUCAAAGAAAUGUUUCACCGUAUUCGAAUUCGUGAAGCAGAUCGCCAGUUUCAAAGAUUCCUGUGGCGCGAUACGAUUGAAUUUGAACCACAGGUAUUCGUAAUGGACGUUGCAAUAUUUGGGUCAACAUGUUCGCCAUGCUCCGCCCAAUAUAUUAAAAAUUUGAAUGCUGUAGCGUUUUCCCAGCAGUACCCACGAGAGACAGAAGCCAUAAUUCGCUACCACUACGUGGACGACUAUCUAGACAGUUUCGGCACAAUUGAAGAAGCUGUACAGGUGGGAAGCACCGUGAAGAUGAUUCAUGCCAAAGGGGGUUUUGAAAUCCGAAACUUCAUGUCCAAUUCGAAGGAGAUAAUGGAACGAAUAGGAUCGAACUCUGCACAAACGUACCGUCAAUUGACGGUGGAGAAAACUGACAUCACGCAAACGGUGCUAGGGAUGAAGUGGAUUCUUAGUAGUGACGACUUCACAUUUAUCUUUGAAAUGAACAGCUGCUGGGGAAACGUUCUCGAGGACACAUGCUAUUUCCCUGAAGCAAACCAGGAAACGUAUUCUUCCCUGCAAAUCCAUAUCUUUGUGGAUGCCAGUGAAUCGGCAUACGCUAGUGUCGCCUACUUUCGGGUAAUAAGUACAAAUGGACCAUUAGCAUCAUUAGUAGCGGCUAAAUCAAAGGUUGCUCCACUUAAAAUGCAAACAAUUCCAAGACUCGAACUGCAGGCAGCUGUCCUGGGAACUAGGCUGCUGAGCAACAUAUGUUCUAUGCAUUCCCUUCCCAUUACACAGCGUUUCUUAUGGACGGAUUCGAAAACAGUUCUCUCGUGGAUAUAUUCGAACCAACGCAAAUACCCUCCGUACGUGGGCUUUAGAGUAAGUGAAAUUCUGUCUACUACUAAUACAACAGAGUGGCGAUGGCUUCCGAGUAAAUUGAACGUGGCGGACGAUGCGACCAAAUGGGGAACUGGUCCCAAAAUCGACGUAGAAAGCCGCUGGUUUCGUGGUCCUGAUAUUUUACUACAAUCUGAUGCAUUGUGGCCCUCAGUUCCUGAUCUUCCAGUUUCCACAGUUGAAGACUCGCAUGUGUGUCUUUUGCAUCAUUCACCUGGCGCUAAUCUCAUCGACAGCAAUAGGUUCAGCAAAUGGGAACGGCUUCUUCGAACACAAGCAUUUGUAAAUCGGUUUAUUUCCAACACGCGAACGGAGCCACGAGAAAGUGGCGGGUUUACACAACAAGAAUUUGCAAAGGCAGAACGAUGCCUGAGGUUACAGGCGCAAGCCGUUGUUUUCAUCAACGAAGUAGAUAUACUCAACAAAACACGCGGAGUACCGCAGGAUCGUCAUGCCAGUGUUACUAAAUCAAGUUCGAUCUACAAAUCUUGGCCAUUUAUGGACGAACAAGGAGUUAUUCGAAAGCGUGGCCGCAUUAGCUCUGUUAGUUGGAUACCUUAUGAGGCAAAAUACCCUACAAUACUUCCUCGUCAAAACCGUAUAACCUUCCUCCUCGCAGAUUGGUUUCAUCGUCGCUUUAACCAUGCCAACCGCGAAACAAUAGUGAACGAGAUGAGACAGCGUUUUGAAAUACCGAAACUGAGAUCACUGAUUGCGGAGGUGAUUCGAUCGUGUGUAUGGUGCAAAGUCUUUAAGGCCAGACCAACCGUUCCGCCCAUGGCCCCACUGCCGAAGGUUCGUCUAACUCCAUUCAUUCGUCCCUUUACAUUUGUCGGCUCAGACUACUUCGGUCCAGUCCUAGUGAAAUUGGGCCGCAGCAAUGUCAAGCGUUGGAUUGGACUCUUCACAUGUCUAACGAUUCGGGCUGUUCAUAUGGAAGUCAUACAUAGCUUGUCUACGGAGUCUUGUGUUAUGGCUGUUAGACGUUUCGUAUCGCGAAGAGGAGCCCCGGCAGAAAUCUUUAGCGAUAACGGAACAAACUUCCAAGGAGCAAACAAACAACUACGCAAGGAAAUGAAAGAACGCAACACUACUAUGGCAUCGAUUUUCACAAAUGCAAAUACGCGUUGGAACUUCAAUCCUCCCGCUGCGCCUCAUAUGGGUGGGGUUUGGGAACGGAUGGUUCGAUCAGUGAAAGUAGCAAUCAAGGCUUUUCUGGAAUCAUCUCGCAAACCGGAUGAAGAAACCUUGGAAACCGUUGUACUGGAGGCAGAGGCAAUGAUUAAUUCGAGACCACUGACGUACAUUCCACUUGAGUCAGCGGAUCAGGAAUCGUUAACGCCCAAUCACUUUCUGCUAGGCAGUUCCAAUGGGGUGAAACAGCAGCCGGUGCUGCCUAUAAAUGGACGAACAACCUUAAGAAGUAGCUGGAAACUUGCACAACAUCUCGCCGAUGAAUUUUGGAGAAGAUGGAUAAAAGAGUAUAUUCCGGUGAUUUCAAGGCGAUCCAAGUGGUUCGAUGAAAUCAAGGAGAUAGCUGAAGGAGAUUUAGUAUUGGUGGUGGACGGAACAGUGCGGAAUCAGUGGUUGCGAGGAAAAGUGGAGAAAGUCGUUCAGGGUUCGGACGGCCACGUGCGUCAACCAUGGAUAAAAACAAUGAACGGAACCGUAAGACGACCUGCAGUAAAACUGGCGUUACUCGACGUCUUGGAACCUGGUGAACCUGACAUAGGCAACUACAGUGGUUCACGGGAGGGGGGAUGUGACAGCGAGUACCCCCAGGUCUAA